Leucoraja erinaceus (little skate) is the source of this 2311-nucleotide messenger RNA. RefSeq lists its product as uncharacterized. Lineage: Eukaryota; Metazoa; Chordata; Chondrichthyes; Rajiformes; Rajidae. The transcript is spliced from 6 exons. Bases 725 to 1981 code for a protein of 418 amino acids. The record is from RefSeq and is a predicted model, not a curated record.
GUCCGCCGAAGACGUACACUGCAAUUAUUAUUCAUGUACGUAAUUAUCACGCGUUACAAAUAAAAUCGCUGUCAAAAGGGGAAGCGAGGUUGAGAUCUGGAAGGCCCUUUGUAUUUAUUGAUUUGCAUUUAUUCCAAUGCAGUAAACCUCUUCCUCCAGGUUGCUUUGUGCAGUUCCGCCGACGCUUCUGCGCGGGGAUUUUCACAGAUACUUGGUGUGUUGGCAUGUGGUGACGUUGCAAAGCUUUCACCGGCGAGGCUGCAGGAGUGAACGCUUGCUGGAGACGCUGCAGCCAGCCAGGCUGACUGACUGACUGACCGACCGACCGCAGCCGCAGCCUGCGAGGGACUGCUCCGGGGCUUGGUCUUUGCUUGAAUGCUGCUGAGAGGAGAAACAAGUCGGGCCGGUGCUCAGUGGAGUGAGGCUUAACCUAAACUGAAGACUUCGUUUCUCGGCAAUGUGAUAUUCAUCAGCUGAAGCAUUUUGCUUUUAAAUAACGUUGAUACUUUUGGGAGCAAAGAAGAUUUGGUGGAGAUGAUCCCAACUGACUGCACUCAAAAAGCUGGAGUACCUCAGCAGGGGACAAGCGGCAUCUUUGGAGAGAAGGAGUGGAUGACGUUUCGGGUCGAGACCCUUCUACAGGUUCGACAAGAAACAAACAUUGUAUCAAUCUACCUGUGAUCACCUAAUACAGCAGUUCAGGCCAUAAGGAAUUUUCUGAAAAAUGUGGACCCCUCUUGGACUCUUUCUUUAUGUAUCAAUUUCCUUUUUAACUGAGACCUCAAUGCAUAAUUUACAAGAUAGUGGAAUCCAGGUGCUAAAGUUCCGACAUGUCAGUCGUGCAGAAGAAUGUAACCUAACUUGUGACUCUGUAACAGAUCAAGAUGGCUUGAAGUGUAAUUGGGUGGUGAUUGAGGAUAAUCAAAAUAUCUGUUUUUAUUUACACUGUCCGGAUAUCUCUAUCUGUAAAGGAGCAACUGUGGAAGAUGUUGAAGCUUUGCAAACAGGAAAAAAAUCACCGAUCAAGAUUUUCUUGCAUCGUGUACGAAGGAAAGAAAAAACUAACAACACAGCAACUGUGUCAGUAAUUACCACACCAGCCAUGGCCAAUGAGUUAUUAUCAGUCAGUAAUGAGUCUGCAACAUUCUCAGCAGCUGCCACUAAUUCAAGUACAGAGUCAAAUAAAGUCACCAACGUGAACACCAAUAAUGCCACAGUUGCAGCAACACCAUUCAGUUAUACAUCUAGUACUAUCUCCAAUACUUCAACUACCAAUAUUUCAACCACCUUAUCAUCUAUAACCACAGUGAUGAUGACAGCCCAAACGGCAGGUAACUCAAAAACGACUUCAACACCGGCCACAUCAAGAACAAACAGUAUACAACUGACCACUAUUAAUUCAUCCGAAAUAUCUACCGACCGUGAAAGUUCUGCACCACUUAUCCAUCGUGAACUAACUACACUGGUCCCAGUAGGCAGUAACAAAAGUGAAUCACUGGUAACACCAAAAAAUAUUUCAAAGGAUACUACAACUUCCUUUUGGUCUUACCUAACUACUACAAAACUGUCAAGUUCCACGCCAAAAGCAACCAAAUCUUCAACAGUACAAUUAACCACCGUAACCCCAACAAAAGUGCCGACAACACAACUAUUCCUAGAGGCAACAACAAAGCAGAAACAAAUUUGGACCGAUGCACACACAAUCACGGGAGGAGUAUCACAGUCACCAAAUAUAAAAAUCAGAACUACAGUUGCUUUCAAUGAUCAGAAGAAUUAUGUCUUUCCUUCAGUGCCUGCUGGAGCUCUAAUCAAAUAUUUAGCUGACACAAGCUCAUUAAUGGCCAUUCUAAUAUUUGGACUGUUGUUUUUCUUAAUGAGUAUUAUUUUGUUUGCACAUAAAGCAUUUGAGAGCUACAAAAGGAAAGAUUAUGUGCAAGUGGAUUAUCUAAUAAAUGGAAUGUAUGCGGAUUCAGAUAUGUAAGAAAAAAGAAAAGUGAAAAAUAUAGGAAAUAUAUAAUUAUUGGAUUGAUUCUUUCAUUGAACCGAGCACAUUCGAUAAACUGUGAUGUGGACGAACAACAAUGUGCCAUAAGUUGAGGACUACUGCCUUGUCCUGGAACUUCUCGAGAUGAGAAAUCAUUUGCGAAUUUCUGAUAUUACGGUUGACGUCAACGUAAUCAUUUUGUGAGAUGCACUAUUUAGCUCUGACUCACUUGCAACAAAAAUGUUCUCCGUAAGCCAUUGUUUAAAACAAAGUUACUUUGUAUUUUCGAUUCAGAGAUAAGUUUGCAAUAAAGUUUAUUUUAAACAA